This is a messenger RNA of Podarcis lilfordi (Lilford's wall lizard), 41224 nucleotides long. The record is from the annotation of a GenBank genome assembly. Lineage: Eukaryota; Metazoa; Chordata; Lepidosauria; Squamata; Lacertidae.
AUGGCGCUGCUUUGGAGGUUCGGCGUACUUCUGGCUUCCUGCGCUCCCUUCGGGGUUGGCGGCUUUCUCCCCGGAGCGACGCCGGAGCGACGCGAAGGCGCUUCGAGAGCACGGAAGGAUGGUGAGUCAGAGAGGCGUAUGCCGUUUACCCCUUUCCCCGCCGCGCCUUGGGGCCGCCUUCACACGUUACUUCUUCCCAAGCGCGGGUCCGUUUGCAGUCAACUACCACGCAGGCUGACCCGGGAAAGCCGCGGCGGCGUUGGGAAUCCCGAGUAAACACGCAUGAAGAUUUGCAGCAUUAAAAAAUAAUAAUGGAAGCAUAGCUUGGCUUGUUUUGAUCUGCUACAACAACCCUGCAAGGUAGGUGGGUUAUUGUGAAGCUUCCUUAUUUCAAGUCAGUCCAUUGGUCCAUCUUCUAUAUAUCCACACUGGCUGCCUAGCAGCAGCAGCUCUCAGUAAAGGUGCUUUUAUUGCCAAGCUUACCUGGAGAUACUGGGGAUUUAACUUGGAGCCGUUUGCAUGCAGAGCAGGUGCUCACAAUAAUAAAUCAGGCCAGCAUCAUUGCGUGUUGCAGAGAAAACAGCAGCUUGUCAGUAGUGAGGUGGAGCGGAAUUUCCUGAUGACUCAAGUUGCAGUUCUAUUCAUAUCUGCAAAGAAGUCAUUCCCUUUGGAUUCGAUGGUAAGUGGUGUUAGAAUUGCAGCCUCUCUCUUCUAAGCUGUUAUACCAGGGUGGGGAAACCUGUGUAUUUCUCUCGCCAAAUGUUUGCAGACUCCAGGUCCCAUCAUCCCAUGCUGGCUGGAGCUGAUGGGAGCUGGAGUCUGACAUCAUGGGCCAUCCUUUGGACCUCUGUAAAUGCAUUUUUAUGUGAUCCCUGAUUGGUUAGGACAUGAUUGGUCCAGGACAGGAGUGGAAAACCUGUAGACCUGCAGAUGUUGCUGGACUACAGCUCCCAUCAUCCCUGAUCGUGGGUGCCAUGCAGUGUGCAUGACCCUGGCAUGCCCAGCCCCUUCAUAGGAAAUUUUGAGGGUGCUCAGGCACCCAGUGCCCCAGGGAGUUGGCACCUAUGCCCCUGACCGUUGGCCAAACUGGCUGGGACUGAUGUGAGCCAGACAACAUUUGGAGUGUGGCAAUUUCCCCAUCUCUGCCUGUGGUUUAGUUUAUCCCACCAUGGAGCCAUUGGCCAACCCUCUUCAUUGGAGUAUGUGAUUGUCAGGCAAGAUGAAGGUGCCUCUAAGCAUGUUCAGAGGGCAUUUGCAUUAAAAGGUCAAGGUAAAGGGACCCCUGAACAUUAGGUCCAGUUGUGGCCCACUCUGGGGUUGCGGCGCUCAUCUCGCUUUAUUGGCCGAGGGAGCCGGCGUACAGCUUCCGGGUCAUGUGGCCAGCAUGACUAAGCCACUUCUGGCAAACCAGAGCAGCGCACAGAAACGCCGUUUACCUUCCCGCUGGAGCGGUACCUAUUUAUCUACUUGGACUUUGACGUGCUUUUGAACUGCUAGGUUGGCAGGAGCAGGGAUCGAGCAACGGGAGCUCACCCCGUCGCGGAUAUUCAAACCGCCAACCUUCUGAUCAGCAAGUCCUAGGCUCUGUGGUUUAACCCACAGCGCCACCCGCGUCCCUGGCAUUUGCAUUGUCACACAGUAAAUAGACCCAUAUCAAAUAUUAGAGGGGAAAUUUCCAAAAUGAAAGGGGAGGGGAGUUGCUGCUAAAAGAUUUAAACCCCCCCCCCUUUUUACAAAUUAAGCACUGAGUCAUUUAGGCAUGUUUUCAUCGCGUUCAAUGGGAUUGCUCUCAAGUAAGUAUGACAAUAAGAUUGCAGCCCUUAACUGCCCUGCCCUGGAAAAUAACUGAAGUGAACACUCUAGACAGGUGCCUCUUUGAAAACGUGUCUUGCUCAUCUAGAAAGCCGGGGUUGGCACUGUUUUCUGACUGCAGCCUUGGUUGUGAGAGUCUGGGCUUCCUGUAUGGUGUUUGGUCUACUCCUCUGAAUCAGCAGCCGAAAGAGCCAGUUUUUGCCCUAGUUCAGUGGCGGAGCAAGUGCAUUGCACACAGGAGGUCUCAGGUUUCAUCCCUGGCAUCUCCAGGUAGGGCUGUGAGAGACUCCCUCUCUGAAAACCCUGCAGAGCUGCUGCCAGUCAGUGUAGACAGUACUGAGCUUUGAUGGGCCUGACUCGGAAGAAGGCAGCUGCCUAUAUUCCUAGGUUCUCUCCCCAUCUUGGGUGGAGGUUGCUGAUAGCCGGAGAAGGCAGGUGAGGAGGAUUUGGGGGGUGGAAGGGACGCUGGUGGUGCUGUGGGUUAAACCGUAGAGCCUAGGACUUGCCGAUCAGAAGGUCGGCGGUUUGAAUCCCCGCCACGGGGUGAGCUCCCGUUGCUCGGUCCCUGCUCCUGCCGACCUAGCAGUUCGAAAGCAUGCCAGUGCAAGUAGAUAAAUAGGUACCACUCCGGCGGGAAGGUAAACGUCGUUUCUGUGCGCUGCUCUGGUUCGCCAGAAGCGGCUUAGUCAUGCUGGCCACAUGACCCAGAAGCUGUACGCCGGCUCCCUCGGCCAGUAAAGCGAGAUGAGGGCCGCAACCCCAGAGUCGGUCACGACUGGACCUAAUGGUCAGGGGUCCCUUUACCUUUACCUCCAUUUUUUAACAGUGGUUUGAGAUGAAAUCAGGUGUACUUUCCAUGACAUGGAAAGGAAUACUAUCACCUGUUCACUGCUGCAGGUCAAAUUGCUGUUAAAGGCGUAGCUGCAGAAGUUGGCAUCGCUAGACCAAACAUCCAUGAGUUUGUUUUCCAACAGGUUUAUGAAGCCAAGAGCUCUCUCCUCACCGUUAAUCUCUCUAGCCUGUCCUUGGUUACUUCAGACACGGUUGGGACUACAAGGUUGCUUUUCAGAAUUUAUGCCUAGGGAUAUAAAGGGGAUUUUGUGGGAUCAGAGCAAAACUCCCAUCUCUAGACCAUUAUCUUUCUGUUCUCCCAACAGUGGCUAGUCAGAUUCCUCUGGAGAACUCCAAGAACGAAGGCAGUAGCACGGCCCUUUCCUGUGUGAGAGAGCUGCUGCCAAGCCAGAUAAGCGAUUCUGAGAUUGAUCUGGAUUAAGGCAGCUUCCUAGGAUCCUAAAAAGCAGAGCUGGAGAAACUGCGGUCUUCCGGAUGGUGCUGAACUCCACCUCCCAUCUUCCCUGACCCGUGGGCCAUUGCUGGCUGGGGCUGAUGGGAGUCGGAGUCCAGCAACGUCAGGAAGGCUGUGGGCUCCCCGUCCCUGCUUCACACCUUUGUUAAGUGCAGUUAACCUGUGAUCCCCAAUUGGUUGGGACGUGUGAAGGACAAAGGCAGGGAACCAGUGACCCUCUUAAAGGUGUUGGACUGCAACUCCCAUCAUCCCUGACCAUUGGCUGCACUGGCUGAUGGGAGUUGGAGUCCAACCAACCUUUGGUUUGGGCUGCUAAGAAAUCGGGGGAGCUGGUAGAGGUUUUUACUGUACUCCUUAAAAUCUACUCAACCCUCUGGAAGUGAUGGGGGCAUUGUAUGUCCUCAGCUUCUAGUCCCUCUCCAAUAACAACGCUCUGUUUACGUUACUGUGUACUCCUUGAUCGGAUGCAGUCUUCCAAGAGGAUCCUCACUCUGGCUUUCAACUUAUCCUAAGUGCUGCACAGAAAUCCAUGUGGUUUCUCCUUGGCCACCUGCUAAAUUUUUAAACUGGUACCUCCACAAUGGAUUUUGGCUUUGCCCUUCUUGAGCUCCUGGGCUGCAUUGUCUUCCAAGCAACCUUCUGGGGGCCAGAUGUCAAAGUGAGCAGAGGAAUACGUGCUUCCAUCUGGCUAGCAGCCCCUGUGAGAACAGGAUGUGGGCCUUUAGCCUGAUCCAGCUGGGCCCUUCUGUUGUGCUUUUCAUGGAACCGCAGGGUUGGAAGGUAACCCUGAGGGUCAUCUAGUCCAACCCCCCUGCAGUGCAGGAAUAUGCACCUGUCCCUUACUGGGAUCGAACCUGCAGCCUUGGCAUUGUCAGCGCUAUGCUCUCACCAACUGAACUAUUUUAUUAACCUUCACUCAGACAGUCUUCGCAGUUCUUAAAUGGUGCAGCAAACAGGCAGUAGCUCAUUGGUAGAGCGCUUGCUUUGCAUUCAGAAGGUGCCAGGUUCUGUUCCCAGGAUCUCCAGGUAGGGUGGGAUGAGGCACUUGUCUGUAAUCCCUGUUGAGCUGCUGCCAGCCCGUGCACGCAAUACUCGGCUAGAAGGACCAACGUUCUGACUCUGCAGAAGGCGGCUUCCAAGGUUCCUGUUCCAAUCAGCCCUACAUUUUGGAAUGAUGGGGGCUGGAGUCUUGCGUUAUUUCUAGGGGGAGGCCCAGAACUCGGUGGCAGAACGCAUGCAGAAUUACAGGGUUCAGCUCCCGGGAUCUGGAAGCGACUCUUGUCUGAAAUCCCAGAGAGCUGCUGCCAGCCAGUGUAGACAAUACUGCACUUGAUGGGCUGAAUCUGCAUAAGGCAGCUUCAUAGAUGGUAGGAAGGAGCUUAGUCCACCCAAAUUCCCGGAAUGCUGCUGCAGGCCAGUGUGAUCAAUCCUGAUGUCGAUGGACCAAAGAUUGAUUUAGAAAGACGUUUCCUUUUAUCUGUGGACGUACGUCAGGUCAAACAGCAACCAGAUACACCUUUACCAGGAAAUGAGCCCCAUCGAACAGAGGCAGGGGAUGGUUCUGAAUAAACAUGCAUGGGCUUGUAAUGUUAGUCACCUUUUCUGCACCCCCCCACUCCCUGCUUUCAGCUCACCACCCUCCCUUUCCAGCACCAUUUAAGCCCUUAAGCCUGUUUCAGCAAAGGCUCAUUUGCUGCGCAUCUCAAUGCACUGUGUCGAGUGAUUCAGCAGAACCCCACAAAGAAAGGAAGUCCUUUCUUUAGUUCCUUGGAAGGAGGGGAGGGGGAGAAGUGUAUUGUGGCAUAAUCUUGCUUGUAUUUCAGCUCUAAGGCUGAAUUCUGCUCGUGCAAAAGAAUAAUAAUAAUACUAAAAAAACCUGUGCACAACACCGCACAGGUUUCUAGUCCAUAAGAUCUUCAAAGUCUGGAGAGGGACUCAGAAGGUAGGGCAGAUCUAGGGGACCUGUGGCCCCCUCCAAAGGUUGGACCGCCAGCACUCAAGGUGCUGUAUAGGGCUCGACCUCCCAGCCAGUAUGACUAGUGGUUAGAGAUGCUGGGAGUUGGGGAGCCCAGCAAUAUCUGGAGGGCCGAGGUUCUGUCCACGACUGUUUCCAUGCCUUUCAGAAGCUGAACCAAUUAGGCCUUGCAACUGUUUAUAACAGUGUCCAUUUGCAUUAUUCAUUGAGGUGACGGCAUAGCAAGCUUUCUCCAUGGGGAAUCCAGACUUUCCAAGAUACCGAUUUAAUACAUGGCUGGGCAUAAAAGCUGAUGGGGGGGAAAGGGCUUUCAACUGGAUGGAGCAGAGAGGGAAGGGAGGCGGCGAAUGCUUUGUUUUUUUGGCAUUCCGUGUUGCGCUGGAGAAGAAAUCUGUUUCCGUUUGCAUUUAAAGGGGAACUUGUUAUAUCUGCACUUCCCGGAACAAUCUGCAAACCAGAACGCCCUCCUUUGAAAUGUGCAGUUCUCAAAAUUUUGCAGUUCCGUCCUCCAGCUGUGUGAGGGGUCUUCAAAUACAUAUACCAGGACACUGUGUGCGUCAAAAUGCAUGCAUUAGUCAAAAAGCCAUGCAGCAGUGCAUUGUGUCUAGGAAAAGGUUAUUUUGCAAAAAUAAUAGUUGAAAUUGCAUUCCAAAAAAUGGGCAUGAGAAAUUAGCACUAAAAUCAACAAGAAUGAGAACCUCCAAGCACUUUUAAUGUGAUAUGGCACCCUUUUAUCAUGUAUGCAGUGAAACCAUAAUUUUCAUGCCUGGCAAAUCUGGAACUGGACUUGCUAAUCUGAUAACGCUGAUCCUCUUGAGUGUUGCUUUAACCCAUGUGCUAUUGGAUUCAUUCUACGUGCCUAUUUUGUAGUUUCGUUUUUCACCUGUUGUUAAGUCCCUGUGGUUUUAUAUGCGUUAUAUAGUGAAACGAAACCUGGGGGGGGGGGGGGGGGGAGAAAUUGACGCUGAAAAGCUGGUGAAUUUCCAUGAGGGCUUGAAAAAAAAACCUAAGCGUAGAUUUGAGCCGUGAGCCAAAUUUAAGAUUGCAGGAAAACACGAAACUGAGAGCAACCCCUUGCCCAUUCCCAAUUUCAGAUGUUGGGACCCAGCGGCCAUGGGAUGACAGGACCUGUUCGUGGCCCGUCUCACCAACGAUCCUGCGGGGCGGGCAGCCCGUCAGCCUGAAGGAGGCGGCGUUGGUGAGUUUCCCUGCCGGCUUUCCAGCUGGAGAGAGAUCUGUUAACCGGGAGAAAGCUGGAGGCGGUCGGAAAGGGGGCAGUGGAGCAGCUGUGGUGACGCCGUGACCUCGAGCUGAGCUGGCUAAAUGAGCUCAUCGCGCUCUGCAACCGGUGCCACUUGCCUCCCCCUCUCCCCAAGCCUUCAGCCUGCCCUCCCAGUCCUAUGCCUGACCCACGGAUGCUGGGAGCCUUGGAGCAUUUCCGGGUAUUACUCCUGGGCAGGAAAUGCUGGGUGGGGAUGGCCGGGGUGGGGGGAGAGAAGCAGACACCCCUGUGCAACAUGCUCGGUCACACACAACCCCCCGGUCCCCUUCACGCCUGCAGGAGGACAAUGAGCUAAGCUGGGCGAGGUGCUUCCUGCCAUCAAGGGGACAAAGGAAGCUUUUUUUCCCCUGCCCUAGGUUUGGCCUUGGUGAAGGGGGCACUUUUGGAAAGAGUUUAGCUUGCAUGCAGAGAUCUGGCCCCAGAGGGUGGUCUCAGCCUCUGGCUCUGGCUCACAGUGAUACCCCUUCUUACUAAGCAGGGGCAGGUGGGAUCUGUCCACACAGAAAACAUGAUGGGUUCUCUGUCGCCUUCUGCCAGCCAUCACCUCUCUCCUUUUCAGGGGUCUCAGGGCUUCCCGGCUGGGCUGAGGGUUGUGCUGGAGGUCGAGGGAGAUCGCCUCCUCCUGGACCUGGUACAGAAUCGGUGAGUUUGGGUUUGCAUCAUGGGCAGAAGUGGCGAGCGCCUUCUAACCAGAAAUCUCUAGCUUUGCCCCUGGAAUUACAGUGAUACCUCGGGUUACAUAGGCUUCAGGUUACAUACACUUCAGGUUACAGACUCCGCUAACCCAGAAAUAGUACCUCGGGUUAAGAACUUUGCUUCAGGAUGAAAACAGAAAUCGUGCUCCAGCGGCACGGCGGCAGCGGGAGGCCCCAUUAGCUAAAGUGGUGCUUCAGGUUAAGAACAGUUUCAGGUUAAGAACGGACCUCUGUAAUGAAUUAAGUAUGCAACCAGAGGUACCACUGUAUUUUGGCUCCUGCUUCGAUACUCCGCAGCCACCAUCACAUUAUUAAAACAACCCACAGGAAAUAAAGCAGGGGGUCAUGUCCACCAUUUUAUCCUCACCCCCUCCCCGAAUCCUAGUGUAAUCCAGUGGUUCUCCAAGGGUGUCGCGCAGAGGAUGGCAAGUGUGGCAGGGAGAUGCGAGGAGAAUCAGAGAAACGUUUAAGCAUUUCAGUGUAGUACAGGCGACGGCUAUUUUUGCUGGUCCAAUAUGUGUGUGACUGCACAUCCACACAUCGCAACAAACCCAGAAGUGGCAGGGAAAAGGGGCUUGGGUGGGAGAAGGAUGGGCUUUUGUAUGCUCUGUCAACACGUGCAAGGGUCAGGAACGUAACCCCUGUGCAAAAUGGCCAUUGCCUGUAUAGUAUUUUUAAAAAAUUAUUUGCAGAAUGUGGCUCGUUAUCUUCUCAAACUGAGAGCAAAGAGUAUCAAGCAAUGUUGAGGACAAUCCCAUUUGCGAUCUUUUUGUUUUCCAUUGCAUUUCUUACCGUUGAAAAGUCCAGUGUGGCAUGAGCAAAUGUUUAUUCUGAAAGUGUGGCCUAGAGAAAAGAGUUUGAGAGCCGCAGUAACCCAAGAUCCCUGCAGGAUCAGGCCAAAGGGCCAUCUAAGCGCAGUCUGAUCUGCCUGUGGGGCUCCAGGGUUUCAGAGAAAGGGAUAUUCCCAACUCUGUCUGAAGAUGCUGUUGGGGGUUGAACACAAGACCUUCUGCAUGCAAGGCAGGUUCUCUGCUAGGGUCCCUCGCCUAAAAAUCAGUUAAGCUUCCAGUCAUCGUGGUUCUGAUUCAAGGGGCGAAUUUAAAAAAGGAGCUUUGCUGCCAUCUUUUCCCUGCAACCUUCCUGCGUCCUCCAAGUCCACAGUCUGUCCCUUCUGAUUUGUAUGUCUUCCAUCGUAGGGAGCUGCUGGCAGGCACCCAAGGACUCGUCUAUUACCUUUCCAACGGGGAGAGGGCGACGCAUCCGACGAGCACAGAGGUGGGCAUCUGUUUCUCUGGCUCUGCACAGCCCAUUCCUCUGCUGGCACCCAUCCCUGCCGAGAGCCAGGGCCUGGGGAAUGUUUAUUCCUGGGCCCACCUCCUCUGCCAGCUGGGACUCUGCCACGAUGCAGAAGUUUCAGCGGAGGUGCCAGCUCCAGGGCUGGAGAAGCAGGCUGGGAUCUGAGCGGGCAGCGAUUGGCCAGGAAAGAGAGACUGGGGUCAUGGCAGCAGAGGGUUCACAGGAAAAAGGUCCAGCCUGUGGGCGAAAACUCUGAAAAUGGUGGAUUUCACGUUGGGGAAAAGGCAGCUGCCUCAGGCCUUUCAUAGUACAACCACACGGUGUACCAUUCUGGUUGUUGUACAGUGGUACCUCAGAUGCUUCAGGUUAUAGAUGCUUCAGGUUACAAACUCCGCUAACCCAGAAAUAGUGCCUCGAGUUAAGAACUUUACCUCAGGAUGAGAACAGAAAUCGUGGUGGUAGCGGAGGCCCCGUUAGCUAAAGUGGUACCUCAGGUUAAGAACAGUUUCAGGUUAAGAACGGACCUCCAGAACAAAUUAAGUUCUUAACCCAAGGUACCACUGUAUUCUCAAAAAGGUUAUUGUGGAGCUGGGAAGGGUUAAGUUAAGGGUUAUAUUUAAAGCACUUUAAGCUGCCAUGCUUCCCCCAAAGAAUUCUGGGAGCUGUAUUUUGUGAAGGGCGAUGAGAGUUGUUAGGAGACCCCUGAUUCCCUUACAGAAAACUACAGUUCCCAGAGUUUCCUAUGAAGAAGAGGGAAUGGUUGUUAAACCACUCCAGGAAUUGCAGCUCCUUCAGGGGAGUAGGGAGGCCGCCUGACAACGCACAGCACCCUUAGCAAACUCCAGCUCCCAGAAUUCUUCGGUGGAAGCCAUAGAACGGCAUCACAGUGCUUUACAACGUAUGGUGUAGAUGUUUAUAGACUUGGAAGAGACCACACAGGUCAUCGGGUCUAACUCCUGGCAGUGCAGGAAUCCUUUACUCGACGCAGGGCUUGAACCCACGGCCCUGAGAUGAAGAAUCUCUUGCUGUACUGACUGAGCUAUCCCGGGUCAUGUGGCCACAGUGGUCAAGGGGGUGGGGCAAAUCUCCUGUGAGAAAAGCAGGGGGCAGGGUUAUAAUGCCAAACCUGGGAGGCUGUGCUUAUUCUCCCUGCUUUCUCCGUCUUCCAGGGCAAUUGCUGCUAUCGAGGCAAAAUCCAGGGCUACCGAGACUCCUGGGCCAAUGUCUGCGUUUGCUCUGGCCUAAGGUAUGAGGAGAGGCUGGACAAGGCGAAGCUCUGUGGGAGGACAGAGGGUUCACCCCUGAGCAGAUUCCUUUCCCUCUUGCGGUUUUCUGUGGGCAAAAAUGUGGUUGACUGUUUUUUUUCUUUCUGCCCUGGCAGUGGUCUGCUGGUUGUGUCCAGCGACAGGAGCUACAGCUUGGAGUCCAGAGCAGAAGAGGAUCAGGGUACGAGGGCCUACAGACUUGAGUCGGUCAGGCAAGAGACGGGGGAAUGCGUGCUGGUCUCUCUGUCCCGGGGACAGUUCCGCCCGCGGCCACAGCCUGAGCGCAGCUGGCUACAAAGGGUACGUUUUGAACAUCUGGGCCAGAGCAUUGGCCCAGCCGGCCCUGUGCUGCUUAUUCUGACCGGCAGUAGCAAUCCAGGUGCUUAACAGUGUUUUUUGCCCCGUCUCCCAGGCAAAGCGAGAGGCGGAGCCUGAACGUGGAUUCGUGGAGCUGGUGAUGGUGGCCGACCAGGCAGAGGUGAGACAAUGCUCCUAUCCCCCCGCCCAGCCCUUCAUGGCAAAGCCCUUAGCAGAUUCCUUGUAGCUUCCCCAAAAGAAAGCGCAGUGGCGUCUCUUCUAAAACGGAUCGCAAAUGUGCAGUUUUACCUAGUGAGGGACAUUUCUCAAUGGGCCGAUUCCUCAAGUUGCCAGAUCUCAACGAGGAGAGGUUUCCCUGUUUCUCCUCGUUCCCUCACUGUCCCCAUCAGAAACCAAAUCGGAAAUCUGCACUGAAUGUUUCCAGUGGUUAAAUCUGUUGCUGUUUGGUAAAUCUAUUGCAGCCGUGGUCCGUAGAAAUGAGUAAGUCUGGUAAGAUGACUGGUUGAAAGGGUAAAUAAAUCUUUAGGUCUUUAAGUCGUGACAUACAGAGCUGCCCUAAGUAUAGUCAUACUUUGGAAGUUGAACAGAAUCCAUUCCAGAAGUCCGUUCGACUUCCAAAACGUUUGGAAACCAAAGCGCGGCUUUUGAUUGGCUGCAGGAAGCUCCUACAGCCAAUCCGAAGCCACGGAAGUCCCAUCGGAUGUUUGGCUUCCAAAAAUAGUUCGCAAACUGGACGAUCACUUCCGGGUUUGCGAUAUUCAGGAGCCAAAACGUCCAAGAACAUUCGAAAACCAAGGUACGACUGUAUAGUUUUUUACGUGUGGCUAGAAUGGAGCUAAGAGGUUGACACAAGCACAUGCUAACUUAGCACUGGCUAAACAUGGAGGAGAAGCAGGAAGAAAGUAAAGCCUCGGUACAUGAUCUGCUCAUCCACAAGUAGCCCCUGAAGGGAGGAAUCAGUACAAUUGCAGGAGUGAGGCCUUGUUACCAUAUAAAACACAGUUCCUCAGAGAACUGGACUGGUUGUCGAUUUGCUACCAGCUCAAGUUCAAGCUAUAAAGCCCUUAACAACUGGGGGCUAGUUUACCUGUGAGAUCGCGUUGCCCCAGACGUGCCCACUUGACCAAGCUGUGUAACUGGCACGGCUACAAGUGCCACAUAAUACCCGCUCCAUAUUCGUAAGAAAUUGAUCUUUUCCUGUGGCAGCACCAGCACCUUUGGAACUCCCUGCCUCUUGACAACAGGCAGAUGCUUUUGCUGGACUCUUCUCAGCGCCUGCUUAAAACAUUUCUGCUUAGACAUGCCUCCCCAAACACCUAGAGCUUUUUUUAAUGUAUGUUUUAGUUUAUUUAUUGCGGGUUUUAUUUCUGUGCUUCAUAUCGUCGUUUUUAACCGUUUAUGCUGAUGAUUCCUUCGUUUUAUUCUUUCCGUAAACUGCUUUGAGGUGGGUUGUUGUAGUUUGUUUUGUUUUUAAACCGAGCAGUGUGUAAAUCUUAGAAAAUAAAUAAAAAUACAGGAAUUCCAAUGGAGAUAAAAAGUAAAGUAGAAAAGGUUCGAGUAAAAAACACUGUGGAGGUGAGGGUCAGAAAGUCAACAUACAAAGGAAUGUAAUUAUUUGAUUUGAAGGUUAUUGUGAAAACGUUUGAAAAACUUAAAAUAUGUGUAUGUAUACUUUGGUACCUCGGUUCUCAAACUUAAUCCUAUCCAGGAGUCUAUUUGACUUCUGGAGCCGUUCAAAAAUCAAGAUGUGGCUUCCGAUUGGCUGCAGGAGCAUCCUGCACACAAGCGGAAGUAACGUCGGACGUUCGGCUUCUAAAAACGUUCGCAAACCCGAACACUUACUUCUGGGUUUGCGGCAUUCGGGAGCCAAGCCGUUGAACAACCAAGUUACCACUGUAUAUACCGUAUUUUUCGCCCUAUAGGGCGCACCGGCCCAAAGGGCGCACCUAGUUUUUUGAGGGGGAAAUAAAGGGGGGGAUUAUCCCCCCCCCCGGGUUUCGGGCUGCAGGCUGCUGUCCGCAAGCCUUGGGAGCCCGAGAAGCUGGAGCCGAAGAUACUGAUGAGGCUGGCCACGUUGCCCGUCUCCAGAUCGCCGUCGUGGUGCCUUGGGUUCUGCGGCUCCCGCUCCCUGCGAGGCUUCUUCAGCGGGGAGCUCCCCGACGGCUCGCCCUCGCCUUGUUGCGCAGCGGUGUCGCGCUUCCUGGGGCAGCAGGGCGGAGAGGGAGCCUCGGCCAGCUGCUUGCCGGUAUCCCCUGUUGAAGAAGAGCGGCCACAGCCGCCGCCGCAGUGCCACGCCAGCCGAUUAGCUUCCCAAUCCGGCGCGAGGUUCCGCGGCGACGGGGGAGCCCUGCGCUCCGAAGGCAGCGCCGCCGGCUGCAGGAAAAACAGAGGCGAGGGAGGAAAGACGAAGUUGGAAAGGAAAGGCGGAAGCUGGAAACGCCUCCAGCUUGCAAUCUAUGCCCGACGGGAUGCCCUCGUCCCAGCGCGCAGGGCCAGGAGGGGCGGCGCUGUGAGCCGCUCGCUGCCCAAGGCGAACGCAAGCGGGAGCAAAACACACUGUCCGCGCAAAACACACUGCACGUCUCCGGCGAAGAAGCAGCCCGGAGAACCUCAACAUCCGCUGCUCUCCAUCCCGCUGCCGAUUGAAGCCAGCCCAGCCCGGAGCGCGGGAGUUCCCGCCAGGCUUCGGGAUGCAGAGCAGGAUGGAGAGCAGCGGAUGUUGAGGUUCUCCGGGCUGCUCCUUCGACGGAGACGCGCAGUGUGUUUUGCGCGGACAGUGUGUUUUGCUCCCGCAGGCAGAAGUGUCUGAGGAGGGGCGUGGCCUGGGGAGAGUUCCGAGGGCCAGACAGAGAGAUGCAGAGAGCUGAGCUCGGCCCCCAGUGUCUCAAGUCCCUUCCCACCACCUCCGCUUCUGUUUCCUUUUCAGUUCGAGCUGAACCCCGACCUUAACUGGACGCAAACACGGAUGCUGGAGAUCGCCAGCCACAUGGACGGGGUGAGUGGCUGCCCUAGGCGGAUGUGGGUGGCGCACGUGGGAAUUGUAGUUUGAUGACGUCCUUGGACUCCAGCUCCCAUCAGCCAGCAUGGCUGAUUGUCAGGGAUGAUGGGAGUUGUAGUCCAAAUCCUCUUCCAGGUUAGGGGAGGUUGGCGAGGCAAUUCUGUGUUGGGUUGGCCAAUGGUCUCCCCUGACGCCAGGCAGCUUCAUAUAUAUGGGGGAACUGUCUUUGCUUUUGCUUUUUAAAAGACAUUUCUCCAAAUACUUCAGUGUUUACCUCGCACGGAAAGUAAUUUUGGGGAGGGCUCGGCAGGAAAUUCACAGUUUAGGUUGCUGAUUCCUUCAGUUCUGCCUUCUGGGCUGAGGACUCUUGAGGGGACAUUUUGAUGGCCGACGCUCCUGAGGGAUGUUCCUGUCAAAAUUCUAGUGGAAGGGAUUUCCAUAGGUCAGGAAUUAUCCCUGCUUGGUAUUUGGAAGUCUUCUAAAAAAGAAACAUCCUGGAUUAUACAGACAGGGCCUUUCAAAUGUGCAAUUCUUUGCGAAGCAGCUUUGACUGAUGUGCUUGACACUUGUACUUUUUAGUCUGUAUACUGCCUUGCAAAAUUUAUAAUUAUUUAAAUGAAUGAAUGAAUAAAAGCACUCACCCCUUUUUUCUCUCUUGCCCUCUGCCUUUUCCUUUCCUUUCCUUUUUUGCUUUUAAAAACGCGCUCUCUCCCAUUUUCUUCCCCUCCUCUGCCCAGUUUUACCGGACGGUGGGUCUGCGGGUGGCUCUCGUCGGCCUGGAAGUCUGGAACAAGGGGAACCACGUUUCUGUCGACGGUUCCCCCCGGGCGGUUCUGGAGCGGCUCCUGCGGUGGAGGCAGGAGGAGCUGCUUCCUCGGAUCCCACACGACAGCGUCCAGCUUAUCAUGUAAGGAGCCUGAGGGUUAGCCACCAUGAGUCCAGUCUUGGCCGGGGAGGGCGGAAUACAAAUAAAAGUUGUUUUUUAUUAUUAUUAUUAUUAUUAUUAUUAUUUAUUAGGAAGGGCUUCAGAGAAUCCCUAGAGGGGGAGUGUAGGGGGGGCUGACCAGGAGGAGUGCCAGGUGCUUGGCCUGGGUUAUGGGUGCUGUGUGUUUGGCCAGGCAGGGGGUGUGACCUGCACUUUCGAUGGGCAGGAAUUGACACUAACCAGGGUUGUGGGCGGGGCCUACACUUUUGAUGGGCAGGGAUUGACACUAACCAGGGCUGUGGGCGGGGCCUACACUUUUGAUGGGCAGGGAUUGACACUAACCAGGGCUGUGGGCGGGGCCUACACUUUUGAUGGGCAGGGAUUGACACUAACCAGGCCUGUGGGCGGGGCCUACACUAUUGAUGGGCAGGGAUUAACACCAACCAGGGCUGUAGGCGGGACCUGCACUUUUGAUGGGCAGGGAUUGACACUAACCAGGCCUGUGGGCAGGGCCUGCACCUUUGAUGGGCAGGAAUUGACACCAACCAAGGCUGUAGGCGGGGCCUGCACUUUUGAUGGGCAGGGAUUGACACUAACCAGGCCUGUGGGCGGGGCCUUCACUAUUGAUGGGCAGGGAUUAACACCAACCAGGGCUGUAGGCGGGACCUGCACUUUUGAUGGGCAGGGAUUAACACUAACCAGGCCUGUGGGCAGGGCCUGCACCUUUGAUGGGCAGGGAUUGACACUAACCAGGCCUGUGGGCAGGGCCUGCACCUUUGAUGGGCAGGGAUUGACACUAAUCAGGCCUAUGGGCGGGGCCUGCACUUUUGAUGGGCAGGGAUUGACACUAACCAGGCCUGCGGGCGGGGCCUGGAAAUAUGAUGGGCGGGGCUAUCCCACAGCCUGCCCGCUUUGUGCCUGCCCGCUCAGCUGUGGCAGGAUUCCCAAUGUGUACUUGGAUCUGUCUUGUGUAAAACCUUAUCUCUUUUCCACCCCCGCUAUGCACUGUUUUGGUGAUCUUCUCUCGCACUUCUUUCUCCUGCCCUGUCCCAUAGGGGAUCUCCAUUCACCGGGGGCUCAAUAGGAACGGCCACGCAGGGUUCGAUUUGCUCCCAUCGCUCCGGCGGGGUCAGCAUGGUGAGUACUGGUGCCCCUUGCUUUCUCAGAGACCAGGGUAGUGGCAUGUUUCUGGAAAGCCCAGGUAAGCGGGUGCCUGUUGCAUUACUGUCUGUUCCACGGAACCAGGGCAGCCUCAUUGAAAGCCUCGCUUGGAGUUGCUGCGGAGCUACGCUUCUGAUAUUUUGGGGGGAGACUGACCCACCAGGAGUGUCAGGGUUCUGCAUUUGUGUAGACGUUUGACCUAGAGUUUGCGUCUUUAUGUUCAUUUGUGUUGUUAAAUGUUGCAGAGCUUUUUGUUCCAGCCAGAUUUAAUAUCCUCCCGACCCAAGUGCUUUGGGGCAACAAUGCUGGCACUCCUCUUUCCUUCAGGGUAUUAUGGUCUGUAAUAAUCAGGAGCUGGGAUCUAUAGACAGCUGUCCUUUUUAAGUGACUUAGAUGCUGGAGCUCAGCAGGUGACAAUUGGCCUUUUGCUGGCCAAACUUCCGGGAAGGUCAGUUCAGUUUUAUGUUAGAUAUUUAAUGGAAGAAAAACCCCAAGGUAUCACUUGCAGUGGUUACAUUUCUGCCAGUAACACUGGGAGCAAGAGAACAUCUUGCCACCUGAAACUGUAAGGGCCUUUUUUCAGGGACUAUUGUAGCUGUAUAUGAUGGUUCUUACAUCAUGCAGUACUUCACAAUCUGUUUUGCUCCGAGAUUGUUUCGUAUGGUGUGUUUCUUUUGGCCUAUUGACCGUAAUAAAUUGAUUGAUGGAUGGAUACGCUUUUGGAUUUUGGGGUGAAUCAUGGAGAAGUGGAACAAAACAGAAAAGUUCACAGUCCUGAUCUGCUUAGCAGAAGUAGUAUUCUGAGAAGAAUAGUAUUAAAGGAAAAACAAAGAAUAAAUGAAGUAUAUAAUUUUUAAAAAUAUAAAUAGGUAUUCAGCUUUUAAAUGCCUGCUGAAAACUUUUCUGUUUCAUCAAGCUUAUGCUUGACAAGGCACCUUUCCACAACAUUUAUCUGAUUCUAUUUUAUUGUAUGCUUUUUAUGUCGUUUUACAUAUAUAAGGUAACCUUCCGUAGUUUGUACAUUAAAAUUUUUUUUUGCUUGUUCAUUGAACUACAGAAAGGGAAGAGAGAGUGGGGAGAAAAACAAGUACAUAAUCGAGAUGAACAAAUCUCUUUCUAGUCUCUCCAUGCAAUGCUCUUUCCAAUAGACCGCAAAACAGUUCCAUCUCUCCCCAUGGAUUAUAUAUCCCAUCUCAUGUGUUUUCUCUUUUUCUGGAUUAUGUCUGUCGUUUUAUCCAUCACUGCCACCUCCACACAUUCCUGAAGAGAUGGUGAAUCUGUGUCCUUGCAUUUCCUUUCCCACAGGGUUUUUUGCGGCCCUUAACUAAAGAUCUUUAUUCUUUAUGAGUUAGCAGUAUACUGUAUAUGCAAGUGUUUUUAUGGAUGAAUAAAGGAGGAGUUGUUGUUUAGUCCUUUAGUCGUGUCCGACUCCUUGUGACCCCAUGGACCAGAGCACGCCAGGCACUCCUGUCUUCCACUGCCUCCCACAGUUUGGUCAAACUCAUGCUGGUAGCUUCGAGAACACUGUCCAACCAUCUCGUCCUCUGUCGUCCCCUUCUCCUUGUGCCCUCCCUCUUUCCCAACAUCAGGGUCUUUUCCAGGGAGUCUUCUCUUCUCAUGAGGUGGCCAAAGUAUCGGAGUCUCAGCUUCACGAUCUGUCCUUCCAGUGAGCCCUCAGGGCUGAUUUCCUUCAGAACGGAUAGGUUUGAUCUUCUUGCAGUCCAUGGGACUCUCAAGAGUCUCCUCCAGCACCUCCAGGUCACGAAGAGUCGGACACAACUAAACGACUAAACAACAACAAAAGGAGGAGUGUGAAUUAGGUUGGCUUGCUCAAAAAUGCGAACCAGCUGUCUUUUCUCCUCUUCCAGGACCACUCGGUCAGCCCCUUGAUGAUCGCCUCGACUCUUUCGCACCAACUAGGCCACAACCUGGGCCUUGACCACGAUGGCGCUGGCUGCAGCUGUGACGGCUCUGGCCCUAACUUUCCCCCUGGUCGCAGCUGCAUCAUGGAGCCACUGACGGGGUGAGCCUCUGCAUUCACAUCGGGUCCCCCCCCGGGUGGCUGGGUGGACUGCGGAAAUGCAGGGGGUUUGAGGACACCCCGCCUCUGACCAUUUCCCUCUUCUCUGCCAGCAUCAUGCCUGGUCUAACCUUCAGCAGCUGCAGCCACCGGAAGCUCCAGCAGAUCCUGCAGAGCGACCGAGUGUGGUGCCUCCUCGACGUGCCGGAUCCGGGGCGCCUGGUGGAUUCUCGCUGCGGGAACUUCCUUGUGGAGGACAAGGAGGAGUGUGAUUGCGGCCUCCUGGUGGUACGAAGGGCACCUCUCUCCCCAUCUUCCUCCUCACCUUAUUUAUUUAUUUAUUUAUACCCCGCCCAUCUGACUGGGUUUCCCCACCAUUCUGGGCGGCUCCCAUCAUCACCAUCAUCACCAUCAUCAUUAUCAUCAUCAUCAUCAUCAAGCAAUAAAUAAUCAAACAUUAAAAACUUCCCUAAACGGGGCUGCCUUCAGAUGUCUUCUAAACGUCAGGUAGUUGUUUAUUUCCUUGGCAUAUGAUGGGAGGGCAUUCCACAUGGCGGGUGCCACUACCGAGAAGGCCCUCUGCCUGGUUCUCUGUAACCUCACUUAUUGCAGUGAGGGAGCCGCCAGAAGGCCCUCGGAGCUGGACCUCAGUGUCUGGGCUGAACGAUGGGGUUUGAGACGCUCCUUCAGGUAUACCGGGCCGAGGCUGUUUAGGGCUUUAAAGGUCAGCACUUUUGCCCCGUGUAGCUUCCAGAUGCCCUUGGUGUGUAGUAAUAAUAAUAAUAAAUAAUAAAUAAAUAAUAGUUUUAUUAUUUGUACCCCAUCUAUCUGACUGGGUUGCUCCAUUUAUGAGAGGGUUGUGUUCCGAGGCACGGCACAUUGAGGUUAAGUCCUCUCAGGUAUGACUCCUCCAUAUAGAGGCUUCAGCACAGAAGCCUAGGCCGAAAAGGGUCCCCUUGAAGUAGAGAGUUCUCCUGUGUAAUUAACAGAGAAAGCUGGAGUUUGUGUGAAGGAUGCAUCCUCUACGUUUUGCUGAGAGCCUGCUUUGGCUUUGCUCAUCUCACUGCGGCCUGGUAUAGUUGUGCACGUUAAGCCUAAGCGAGGAUCUGGAGCAGCCCAGUGGGUUUUUCACUGAACUUAUGCCUUUCUCCUUUUUCAGGAGUGUACAGACCCAUGUUGCAAUGCGAGCUCAUGCAAGCUGAUGCCCGGAGCCCAAUGCGCCACGGGGGGAGCCUGUUGCCACGAGUGCAAGGUAAGUUGUCGGAGCAGAGGAGUGGGGAGGGAACAUCCGCCGGUGGUUUCUCAGCCCUGCCUCGAAGGGGUGUUGCGUUCUCAUUCACACAAGCCCUCUGAUAAUUUGGCUUUUAAGUGAAAGGGCACAGUUGCAUGUUCCACCUAAAGAUUUGUAUAUGUCAUUGACCUGUGCAGGAGACCUGCUGGCCUGUGACUGACAAGGCAAGUUGGCCCCAAGUCUCUCUUGGGCCCCCUUUUGAGCCCCCAACUCUGAUUUUGCAAUAGUUAUCUGAGGCCCUUCUCUGGGUGCCCCCUCCCUGAGAGGUCCCAUGGGUGGCAACACGAGAGCAGGGCCUUUUCAGUGGUGGCUCCCCGCUUGCAGAAUGUUCUCCCCAGAGAGGCCUGCCUGGUGCCAUCAAUACAUACAUUUAGACCCCAGACAAAAACAUUUAUUUUCCGCCAGGCCUUCAGCUUUUAAUUCUCAGUAGCCUCUUUGUGUGCAUGUGGUGUUCCAACCCUGCCUUUUAAAAAUGUGAAUGUGUUCCAGAUUUUUCUCUUUUGUAUGUUGUUUGAGUUGCUUUUUUGUGGCAAAUAAUUUUUAUGAACUACAAUAAUUUAGGGGUGUGUUUGCAGCACACAACUCCUAAUAGGCAUUUUUAUGAUUUUAUGACACCUCCUUGAUGGCCAGAAACUUGAUUUAUUGCACUAAUUUAUUAUACUGCUUAAUGUUGCAAUAGGCUUCCAAGCAGUUUGCAAGUAUUAAAAUCAGUUACAAUGAGAAAUAGCAUUUUCGUGUUCCUAGCUUAAUAAUAAUAAUAAUAAAUUAAAAUGUAUAUAAAUAUACAAUAAUAAGAGUACAUUCAUUUGAAAAAAGGAAUAGACAACGGAAUAGACAGGCAGUCCAAAGUGUUGGUAUAUAUAUGAUUUUGGAAUAGUUUUUUGUUUGUUUUUCCUUCUUUUCCUUUGAGUAUAUAAACUUUGUAUACAUGCUGAAAAUUAUAGUAUAAUAAGCCUUGUGAUGUAAUAUGAUAAUGUUUACCGAUGUAGCAUAAGAACUUCAAUAAAUAAAUAACAUUCAAAUAAUAAUAAUAAUAAUUAAUUGUAUACCGCCCUUCAUCCACAGAUCUCAGGGCAGUUCACCACAUAACUCUGAUUCUCCUCACAGAGCUACAAUUCCCAGAGUUCCCUGUGAAGGGGGAUUGAUUGUUAAAUUGCUCUGGGAGAGGGAUGACGGGGGUCUCCUGACACCUCUCAGCCCCCUUAACUAAUUCUUUGGGUGGAAACCAUGACGAUUCGUAGCGCUUUAAAUGUUGGGUGCAGCUGGGGCCAGAGGCGUGGUGAACCCCCUCUUCCCUUGCAGGCUCUGCCAACACCUGUUUCCCUCUUCCUACCGUCUUUGACCUAUACAGCCUAGGGCCCUCGUAACUAUGGGACCGCCUCUCCUGGUAUGUCCCACAGAGGACCUUACGGUCUUCAAACAAAAACAUCUUGGAGGUCCCGGGCCACAGGGAGGUUAGGCUGGCUUUGACCAGAGCCAGGGCUUUUUCGGCUGUGGCCCCGAUCUGGUGGAAUGCUCUGUCACAAGAGACUAGGGCCCUGCGGGACUUGACAUCUUUCCUCAGGGCCUGCAAGACAGAGCUGUUCCACCAGGCCUUUGGCCAAGGUGCAGUCUGACGCCCUCCUUCGGUAAUUCUCAUAGAACUUUAGCCUAAUGGUUGCCAUUAAUUUGAUUUUGAUUUGAUUUUAGGAUGAAUUUUAGAAUAUACAGUAGUACCUCGGGUUACAGACGCUUCAGGUUACAGAUGCUUCAGGUUACAGACUCCGCUAACCCAGAAAUAGUGCUUCAGGUUAAGAACUUUGCUUCAGGAUGAGAACAGAAAUCGUGCUCUGGCGGCGUGGCAGCAGAAGGAGGCUCCAUUAGCUAAAGUAGUGCUUCAGGUUAAGAACAGGUUAAGAACAGUUUCAGAUUAAGAAUGGACCUCCGGAACGAAUUACGUACUUAACCCGAGGUACCACUGUAUUUCAAUUAAUUGAUUGCGAUUUUAUGUAAACUGUGUUAUUUUUACUGUGUUAGCCGCUCUGAGCCCGGCUUCAGCUGGGGAGGGCGGGAUAAAAAUAAAAUUUUAUUAUUAUUAUUCGUCCUUCGGCAGCUCCGCAGCGCAGGAUUUCUCUGCCGGGAAGCCCAGAACGAAUGCGACCUCCCCGAAUACUGCGACGGUACUUCCCCGCGUUGCCGGGCCAACGUCCACAAGCAAGAUGGGACGCCGUGUGGGGACGAGAAGGCCGUCUGCUAUGGCGGGGUCUGCCCCAAUUACUUGAGCCAGUGCCAAGAACUUUGGGGCCCUGGUGAGUUGGCGUUUGGGGCUCUGUGCAGGGGGGAGGUUUUUUUCAAGGAUGGGUUGGGGCGAGCUCCCAAGAAGGCCUGGUCUGCUUCCUGGCCUCAUCCGCACCAUGCAUUCAAAGCACGCUUACACCACUUUAAAAUCCAUAAUUCAGAACACUUUAGAACAUAAGAGGGGGCUCCUGGAUGAGGCCAACGGCCCAUCUAAUAGCCGGUAUCCUGUUCUCACAGUGAUCAACUGGGGAAACUGCAGGCAGGAUUCGAGCACACAAGCUCUCUCCCAUUUUUCAGUUCUGGAGUCAGAUGCAGGUCAGCACAAAGAAGCAGAGCCAGUGGUCAGUGAAGUUAGCUUUUUAUCCAAGGAAACAAAUGUCCAACUCUUCAACCCUUCCCAGUAGGCCUUGCCCCCCCCCCCCCGUGGAGCAGUUGCCAGGACUGGAAGUCCCUGCCUUCUGCCCUUUCUAAGGCUCCUCCUCUCCCCAAAGUUUCCCAAGUGUUCUCUAUCUACCUCUGCGCACUUCUGUUCCGCUUCCCUCAUUAUUCUCACGGGAUCAUAGGUUUGGAAGGCACCCUGAGGGUCAUCUAGCCCAGCCUAGUGCAGGACCAUGUCCCAUAUGGGAAUCAAACCUGCAACCUUGGCAUUGCCAGCACCAAGCUCCAACCAGCUGAGCUAUCUAGCUAUACGAUAGGUUCCUCAGUGUUAAAUAACCACACAUACACAAUUUUUAGUGAACGUUCCCUCGUAGUGGCUGACAAAGAUUUAUAUGGUUCUUUUGCCUGUUAAUUUUUCCAUUUAUUCUCAAGCCAUGACUAUCAAAAUGGCAGCAUGCUGCUGCUGUCGUUGGCUGUCCUGACUCUCUCUCUCUCUCUCUCUCUCUCGGUCUCUCUCUCCCCUGGCAGGUUCAGUCCCUGUCUCGGAUGCCUGUGUGGCCUCUUUGAAUGGCAGAGGGGACCUGGAAGGGCACUGUGGUCAGCAAGCUGAUGGUUCCUAUUUGUCGUGUUCAGAGAAGUGAGUGCUUUCCCUGUAAGGAUGGGGGCCGGUGAGGGGGUGUGGCCUAUUUGGAAGGGGCAUGGCCUGAUAAGAGUUCCAAGGACCAGAUCAAGCUGUCGGGGGGGGGGGGAGAUUCUGUCUCCCAGGCCUGAGGCUCACCACCCCUUGCACAGGCAGACAAGACUAGCUUCCCUGGUUUUAGGCAGGUUUCUCUUUCCUAGUUCUACCUGGAAAUGCUGCAGGUCAAACCCAAAGCCCUUUUAAAAAAAUUGUAGUAAUAAUGUAAGCUCAAAGGUAUAGACAAACAAAAUCAGAACUGAAGUUACCAAACAUGGGAGCAGUACAGAGGUUGUAUUUUCCAAAUAGAGAGGAGAUAAUAAAAAUACAGUGGUACCUCAGGUUACAUACGCUUCAGGUUACAGACUCCUCUAACCCAGAAAUAGUACCUCGGGUUAAGAACUUUGCUUCAGGAUGAGAACAGAAAUCGUGCUCCGGUGGCGCAGUGGCAGCAGGAGGCCCCAUUAGCUAAAGUGGUCCUUCAGGUUAAGAACGGACCUCCAGAAUGAAUUAGGUCCUUAACCUGAGGUACCACUGUAAAAGCAACAAAAGACAUUAUGGAAGCUUUCCAUGAAAGGGAGAGUUUUCUUACAUCUGAGUUUGAUAGGUAAUAAAUGAAAUCCCAUCUGAACGGCAUAGAAAUAUCCCGAGCCUUCCUUACCCAUAGAAACACAUGGGAUAUAGGAGUUAUUUUCCCUGCAAUGGCCGAAGCCUCCAUAUUAUUGUACAGCGGUGACACUAGAAGUCUUGCUUUAUUUCCUUGAAAAAACUUGAGGGCUGGAGACUUGACGUGGAGAGAGUAAAGACCAACCAGUGUGUCAAAGAGAGCCAGUGUGGUGUAGUGGUUAAGAGCGGUAGUCUCGUAAUCUGGUGAACUGGGUUCGCUUCCCCGCUCCUCCACAUGCAGCUGCUGGGUGACCUUGGGUCAGUCACACUUCUCUGAAGUCUCUCAGCCCCACUCACCUCACAGAGGUGUUUGUUGUGGGGGAGGAAGGGAAAGGAGAAUGUUAGCCGCUUUGAGACUCCUUCGGGUAGUGAUAAAGCGGGAUAUCAAAUCCAAACUCUUCUUCAAAUACUUGCAAUCCCUUUCUGGCAGGGACGCCUUGUGUGGGCGGCUGCAGUGCCAACCCAGCAGCACCAAUGCUGGAAAACAGAACAGAACGACCAGGGCUCCCGAAUGCCCACAUCACACCCCGACUCCUGUUGAUGACAUUCUGGAUCUGGCCAUGGUGUUGCCCGGCACAGGCUGUGGGGCUGGCAAGGUGAGUGGGCAUCGUGCGGGCGCAGGGGGUGUAUCUUGUUAGGUCCCCCCUCCGCGAGCUGCUGCUUGGAACACAAUCCUCCUCUGAGAUGGUCAGUUUGUUCCUUCUAGGACAUAUAGGACAUAACAUACAAUUUGAAGAUUGGGGGAAAUUGUGGAGAAUAGAUUUAAAAUUUACAGACUGUUCUCUUUUGAAAGAAAAGUAUAUGAAAAUGAUGUAUAGAUGGUAUAUAACACCAGUACAGAUUGCAAGAAUGUACAAAACUGGGUCAAACGUAUGCUGGAAGUGUAAAGGAAAAAGAAAGGACUUUUUACCAUACGUGGUGGGAAUGUAGAGAAAUUUAAAAAAAUUGGGAAAUGAUGUAUAAUGAGUAGAAAAUGUUUAAAUUAACAUUUGUAAAAAAAACCCAGAAGCAUUUUUGUUAGGGAUUAUAGGAAAGACCUGCCAAGGAAAAUAAAGAAUUUAUUUAUGUAUGCGACAACGGCGGCAAGAGUCUUAAUAGCACAAGGAUGGAAGAAUGAGGAAAUCCCGACAAAAGAACGCUGGCAAGAGAAAUUGAUGGAUUGUGCAGAACUGGCGAAAUUGACAUGCAAACUGCGAGACAAGGACAACUGUGACUUUAAAGAAGAAUGGGAACUUUUUACAAACUACUUAAAAAAACAACAAAAUGAAUUGGACUCCUUGGCAGGUUUUGAAUAAACAUACACAAAUUUAUUGAUUGUUAACAUAACAGACAGAUAAUUUAAGGAUCUUUACAGUUUUACAAUAUGAAGAGAAUAACAUGUGUUGAAAAAUCAGAGAGAGGAGCUGAGGGGAAGUCUUGGGGGGAGGGAGGGAGGGGGAAAAUGGGGGGGGAUGAAGAGGAUAUGUUUUGAUAAUUUGUUAUGUUGAAAUUCUUAAUAAAAACUAUUUUUUUGAAAAAAAAAUGUUCCUUCUCUGGUUGCAGGUGUGUGUUGACCAACGGUGUCGAGAUCUCUCCUCGCUCAAGCUGCCAGCAUGCCAGUGCAACAGCCAUGGGGUAAGUCGAAGGACUGGGGGGCAGAGCCGUAGUGGUCUGGGGUUGCAGGGUUUGCGUGGGUCUGUCGAAGACCCAUUACGAUUUCUGCAGCCCAGUCCCCGCCUCCAGCGUCCUAGAGCCAGCCAAUCAGCAUGAAAGGAGAGCUUUUUAGUCACCAAGAAGUCUUCUCACCCUUUGUGCUGACUGGAGCCAAUCGGAGUGAAGGGAGGGGAGUCGGCCUCCCAGGGUCACUCUGGGGAAAAGGUGCUCAGGAACAGAACCAAGGGGGAGUUUGUUCUGUAUAUGCUCCAAAGCUAAGCAUUUAGGAACACACUGAAAUCACAAGGCGCUUCUGUUUCGAGAGAACGGUGUGUAAAUUCUGUUGUGGACAGUGGGACUUUCAGGGAAAACGCAACUUGUUAUUCUGAAAGAAGAUAUCGGAGCACUCCAAAUUAUUUGCCCAUGAAUAUGCACAGAAAAUAGUAGAUCUGGCUGAAAGGCCACACAGGGAGGUUUUCAUUGAAUGUUGCAAUGUCUCGGCCCAGUACAGUCGUACCUUGGUAUUCGAACAGCUUAGUUCUCGAACAUUUUGGCUCCCGAACAUCACAAACCCAGAAGUGACUGUUCUGGUUUGCAAACUAUUUUUGGAAGCCAAACGUCAGUCGGGGCUUCCGCGGCUUCCUGCAGCCAAUCAGAAGCUGCACUUUGGUUUUUGAAUGUUUUGGGAGUUGAACGGACUUCCGGAACGGAUUCCGUUUGACUUCCAAGGUACGACUGUAUACCUGUAGGAGCAUCUCCAUCCUCAUCGUUCAGCCUGGACACUGAAGUCCAGCUCCAAGGGUCUUUUGGCGGUUCCCUCACUGUGAGAAGUGAAGCUACAGGGAACCAGGCAGAGGGCCUUCUUGGCAGUGGUGCCCGCCCCGUGGAACGCCCUCCCAUAAGAUGCCAAGUAGAUAAAUAACUAUAUGACUUUCAGAAGACAUCUGAAGGCAGCCCUGUAUCGGGAAGUUUAUAGUGUUUGAUGUUUUGCUGUGUUCUUACUCUGUUGGAAACCACCCAGAGUAGAAUUCUAAGAUUAUUGUACAAUCUUGGUAAAGGGUGUGGCAGUGAUUAUUGUGAAGGCACCUCUGAACCUGCCACUACUCUACUGUAUGGGAGGAGGGGAGUUAGAAGCCAGGAAUCUCCUCCCCAUUCCCCUCACAGAACUACAAUUCCCAGAGUUCCUUGCGAUGAUAGAUUGCUAAACCCCUCUGGGAAUUGUAACUCUGUGAGGGGAAUGGGGGGGGGGGGCUGUUGCUUAACAACUCUCAGUCCCCUUAACAAACUACAGUUUUCAAGGUGCUUUGAGGGAAUCCGUGACCCAUUUAAAGUGGUAUGAUACUGAUUUAACUGUUCUGCAUGGAUGGAGGCUGAGUUUCAGCAACCCCGUCUCCCAUAGAGGCGGAUUGGGGCCUCCGAGGGUAACCCCUUGAUGGGCCACGAUGUGGGGAAAAAGGGGAAAAAGAAAGUGCUCUGGCCUUUUCUGAUUCUGCCAAGUCACCUCCUUCUGUGGGUCCUUCUUCCCUGUUUGCAGGUAUGUAACAGCAAAGGACACUGCCAUUGUCAGUCUGGCUGGGCUCCUCCGAACUGCCUGAGCAGUGGGUCGGGGGGCAGCAUAGACAGUGGGUCGGCUGCUAUGGAGUCAAGUAAGUAGCCGUGGGGCCCAGUGGGCUGGGAUAAGUGCUGCAAUUCUCAAAGAGGCUGAACGGUCAAUUGUAGCUUUCUGGGGGGAAUAGGGGUUGCUCCUAACAGCUCUCGUCACCCUUAUCAAACCCCGAGUCCCGGGGAUCUUUGGGAGAAGCCAUGACUGUUUCAAGUGGCAUCACAGGGCCUAGGACCCUCAUACCUACGGGACCGCCUCUCCCGGUCUGCCCCACGGAGAGCCUCAAGGUCCAUAAAUAGCAACACCCUAGUGGUCCUGGGCCCUAAAGAAGUUAGAUUAGCUUCAACCAGAGCCAGGGCCUUUUCAGCUCUGGCCCCGGCUUGGUGGAACUCUCUGUCUCAUGAGACCAGGGCCCUGCAGGAUCUGAUUUCUUUCCGCAGGGCCUGUAAGACAGAGUUGUUUCGCCUGGCCUUUGGCUUGGAGCCAAUUUGAUUCCCUCCCUCUCUUUCUUUUUUCUUUUCCUUCUCCUCCUGCAAUGAGGCAUUUUAAUGAGGCAUUUUAAUAUUUUAAUCUUUUGGUAUUUUAAUGUUGAAUUUUAAUUUUGUUUUAAGUUGUAAUCAUUCAACUUGUUUUUAUUAUUGCUUGUUAGCCGCCCUGAGCCCGGGCUUGGCUGGGGAGGGCGGGGUAUAAAUAAAAAAUUAUUAUUAUUAUUAUUUAAAUGCGACUCGACAAACUUCUCGCAUCAAAACCUUUGAAAAGGCCUUCAGCUAUUUUUCUAGCCGUUAGCUUCCAUUGCUGCCAUUGAUAACCUGCUUUCAGGUCUUGUUUUCGGGCUUCCCCAUGGGGAAUCCAGUUGACCACUGGGAGAACAGGAUCCUGAAGCAGGUGACCCUUUGGCCUGAUCCAGCAGCCAUGCUGUUUUUAUGUUCCUAUCUGACACCCGUUCUGGGCCUGUUAACAACUCAGUUGGCUCAAGAAAGGCAUGGUUAGCCAGGAGUCUUAUUUCUAUUACUUACUUCUAUUUUAUUUUAUUACUUACUAUUUAUUAUCUACCUAAUCAUCAUUAUUUAAAUCAUAUUCAUGUGUUGGAAAGCAUGUUUUCAAAGCCUCUUCUGGAAGCCGUAAACGUUGCGAGGCAAGACAAUUUUGAAAAUAAAACAUCAGUAACAGCAAUGGAAAAUGCCAUAAAAGGAGGCAGACAAUUGCUCUUCUACUUUCUUUUACAACAGUGAUUUCCCAAAAGUGCUGUAGCCUGAGGCCGGCUUUUUUCCUUUUCUCUUCCAAAUUAAAAAGCUUGAAGGUGCACAUAAUUCUUAGACCCAGAAAGCAGGUCCCAGUGAAAGGUCACACAGCCUUGAAGGACACUCAUGCAUAUACAAACCAGCCACAUAGUUGUUAUAUCUCCCUAGCAUCCCUUCCAGACAUCCUUUUUAUCUUGCAUCCCUGACAAUUUGUGCUCCUGAUGGCAUCAGGAUGGUUUUGUAUGCGAUCCUGCUCUUGAUACCCUUUGCUUCUCUUUUCUGUCCCGCUUUUGUUAUGUUCUAAUAGCACGAGACUCCCCCCUCCAGGCGGCAAUAAUGUUGAUAACAUUGGGGAAGCAUUGCAGAACUGCUCGUAAAAGCAGGAUGGCGUGGGGGACGGUUAAAAAUCCGCCAUGAAUGCGUGCUUUUUUCGUCGAUGAGAAGAACCUAAGGAGAUCCAAGCAGGCUCGUCUCGCGUUCUUAACUUUGCAGAACACAGCUGCAAAGUACAGCAGCCCCGGGUUGUCCCGAGCAAAGUCCUACAGAGAGCAGACCCCUUUGAAUAACUCUGUCCAAAUUGGUCGCGUUGUGGGUUUACUCUCGGGACUAGCACUGGAUGCAAACCCCCGUCUGGAGGAACCCCCUAGUGCAGCGGUUCUCAACCUGUGGGUCCCCAGAUGUUGUUGGACUACAACUCCUAUCAUCCCUGAGCUCUGGCCUUGCUAGCUAGGGGUGAUGGGAGUUGUAGUUCAACAACAUAUGGGGAUCCACAGGUUGAGAAAGGCUGCCCUAGUGCAUCAUUGCAAGAGGAGAUCAGUAUCCAGGCUAGAUUCUAGGGAAAGAGAACAGCCAGAAGAUCCUAGGAAGCGUGGAUGAGGUCAGGGGCCUAUCUAGUCCAGUGUCCUGUUCUCACAGUGGCCAAUUGGAUGCCUGCAGGAAGACCACAGGCAGGGCGUAAAGGAAAAAGCCCACUGUUGCUCGUAGGAACUUAAGAACAGCCGUGCAGCCGGAUCAGGCCAAAGGAGAGCCAUCUGAUCCAGCAUCUUGCCCUCACAGUGGCCGAACAAAUGCCUGUGGGAAGCCUGUGAGCAGGACCCGAGUGCGAGAGCAGCUCUCUCCAUUUGUGACUCCCAGGAACUCCCAGUAUUCAGAGGGACAUCCAGCCUCUGACAGCAGAGACAGAGCAAUAGCCAUUGUGGCAGGCAGCCACGCAUAGCCACCAACAGCUUUGCCCUCCACAAAUUCAUCUAAUCCUCUUUCAAAGCCACCCAAGUCAGUGGCCAUCCCCGCCUCAUGUGGCAGAGAGUUCCAUAGUUUAACUGCGUGAAGAAAGACUUUCUGCUGAUCGGUCCCGAAUCGUCCAACAUUCAGCACCCAUGGACCCAGCUCUCAUAUGUUGAGAGGGGGAGAACAACUGUCUCCACCCACGCAUAAUUUUAUAGAUUCCCAUCGUGUCACGUCUUUUCUCUCAGCUUAAGGGAGUCCCAAACGCUGCAGGAGAAUUGCUUCAAGCCUAUUGGGAAGGGAGGAUUAAACCCCCAGCCCCUCUCCUUCUGCCGGGUGGGUGGAUAGCUCCGUAUUGUAUAUAACAGCGUAGGGCGUUCAGAGCUGGUGACUGAGUUGGGAACAAGGUCUCUUUUGUUAGUGGGAAGGCAGCGGGGGAAUAUACAGCCUGGCAUGUGGCAUUGUGGACCGUGCGUCUGCCUGGCACUGAAUAACACACUGUCUCUUCUUCCCCCCACCCUCUCCUUCCCAGGGGGCAGCGCCACCUCGACCGCCUUAGUGCUGACGGCACUCUUGCUCGUCUUGGUCCUCUGCCUCGGGAUCUGCUGCACCAAGCGGGUCCACAAGCGCCUCUGGCAGAUCGGCAAGGGCACCAGCUGUCAGUACAGGUAAUGGACGGCACACCCACCUUGCCCUUUGUUCCCUGCCCCGCUUUCCACCGGUGUCCCCGCGAAAUGACUCCCCCACUUUUCCUCCAACAUCCCCUCCAAAUGGCUGCCCUAGCAAAGGUGUGAACCUUCCUUCCUCCCUCCCUCCGUCCCAUUAAAGGCCAAAAUGUGCCACCCAGGUGGCUCAAAGCCGUCAUGCCAGGAUCUCCUUUCCGAUGCUGGUUUUAAUUUCAGGACCACAAUAUCUUUCAUAGCACCUCUGCAGAUAUGACCCUAUUUGGAUUCCACCCCCUCUUCCACCUUGGUCUUCAUCUGAGUCGGUUUUCCAGGUUUUGGAGGGUGGUGGUCAAGGAACAGGGCCUUUUCAGUUGUCUGUGGAGUCUUCUUUCCAGCUAAGGUCUGCCUGCUGCCAUCGUUCCGCUUUUAUUGGCACCAGGCUGAAACUCUCCUCUCCUUCCAGGUCUCUUAGUGGAGUGUGAUCUGUUGGCCGGUGGCCUACAUGGUGGGAAUAUAACCUUGCUGCAGAAAUGUUUUUAGUGGGUUUCUUUAUGAGCUAUCUGCAAUGGCUCUAUCGGAAUGUAUUAUUUUUAUGAUUUGUUCUUUUUAAUGUUGCUUGGAGACUUGUCUGCAGCAAGCAAUGGAGAAGUCAAAUAACUGUGGAGAUGGGUUGUAUCCCGUUUCAGCCCUAGUCGGAGUAGACCCGCUGAAAUUAUUUGUUUAUUAUGUUUUUAUCCCACCUUUCCUCCAAGUGGCAUGCACAGUUCCUCCUUCUCCCCAUUUUAUCCUUGCAACAACCCUGCGAGGGAGCUUAAACUGAGAGACAGUGUCUGGCCCAAGGUCACCCAGUGAGCUUCACGACUGGGUGGAGGAUUUGAACCCUAGAAUCAUAGAAUCAUAGAAUCAUAGAGUUGGAAUAGACCACAAGGGCCAUCGAGUCCAACCCCCUGCCAAGCAGGAAACACCAUCAGAGCACUCCUGACAUAUGGUUGUCAAGCCUCUGCUUAAAGACCUCCAAAGAAGGAGACUCCACCACACUCCUUGGCAGCAAAUUCCACUGUCAAACAGCUCUUACUGUCAGGAAGUUCUUCCUAAUGUUUAGGUGGAAUCUUCUUUCUUGUAGUUUGGAUCCAUUGCUCCGUGUCUGCUUCUCUGGAGCAGCAGAAAGCAACCUUUCUCCCUCCUCUAUAUGACAUCCUUUUAUAUAUUUGAACAUGGCUAUCAUAUCACCCCUUAACCUCCUCUUCUCCAGGCUAAACAUAAACAUGAUCUCCCAGCUCUUCGUCCAAUACUCUAACCACUACACGACCGCAGGCUCCUUAACCAACAUGACUAACUUAGGUCCAUUAAUUUCAGUGGGCUUACUCUAAGCAGAGCGCAAUUGGAUGCCAUCCAGUAAUGAUAAUUCCUGCCCUAACCUCCAUCUGAUUCCUCACACUGUGUGGACACCUGGCUAUUUCUCUCCCCACGCGCCCAUUCCGUGUCCCACAAAGGGACCUCUGUCCUCCCCUCUCCCCAAUGUCACACACUGCUGUGGAACCCUAACUCUGCUCCCCUCACCCUGCAGCACUGAGACAGAGUCCCGGGUGCGAUUCAUCCGCCCAGCUGAACAAAGAGGGUAAUACGGCUGAUCCUGCAACAGCUGAGCUUUGAUGUCAUUUUUGGGUGUGAAUGAAACGGUGGAGGCUCCCCCCCUUCCUAUCUGGUGCUGGUUUGGUGCUUUGCCUGGGUUUGGUGCUUCUAUACAAAUAUACCGUAUUUUUCGCCCUAUAGGACACACUUUUUCCCCCUCCAAAAAUGAAGGGGAAAUGUGUGUGCGUCCUAUGGGGCGAAUGCAGGCUUUCGCUGAAGCCUGGAGAGCAAGAGGGGUCGGUGCGCACCGACCCCUCUCGCUCUCCAGGCUUCAGGAAGCUAUCCGCAAUCCUUGGGACCCCGCGGGAGUUCCCGCCGGUCUCCCAAGGCUUGCGGAGAGCUGCCUGCAUCCCAAAGCCCAGGGCGCGCUAAGAAGCGUGCUCCGGGCUUUGGGCAGCUCUCCGCAAGCCGUGGGAGCCCAGCGCGACUUCCCGCCGGGCUCUCUAGGCUUGCAGAUAGCAGCCUGUUCUGGGGGUUGGGGUCGGGGGAAGCUCGGGCUUCCCCCGCCCCAGCCCCGCGCCUGGGGGGGAAAAAUAAAUUUAUCCCCCCCCCCAAACGGUGCGCCCUAUGGGGCGAAAAAUACGGUAUUUCUCUUGCGUGCGCUCUUCUCUCCUUUGGGGCGAAAUCCAAGUCCCUGAGGGCUGCUUGUGGACUCUAGAACCUUUUGCAUCUCGAGGGCCGCAUUCCCUUCUGGAUGACCUAUUGGGGGCCGCAUUGCAGUGCUGGGCGGAGCCAGAGGCAAACGUGUGUUGGUCUCUCUCUGUGUUGUGUAUAUGUGUGUGUUGGCCUGUAAUAUGUCCCCUAAGACCGAGGCCUCAGCCUUUCUGUUCUCCCCAUCAGGAUCACGCACCCUGAGCCUCGGACUUACAGCCAAGCCCCACCAGGGCGCCCCCGCCCCCCACAGUUCAGGCAGAACACUGAGCUCCAGCUCAUGCCGACUUCCAAGGUAAGUGAUGGGUUCCCACCUUCGUAUGUGGAUGGCGCCUGGCUGUGCCACCUGUGAUCGCUGCAUUUCUUUCAUUUACUAAUUCGUUAGAUUAUUACAAUAUCAUUUUAUGGUUCAGACCCCUUACUCACAGCCCCCCCAAGGGUCCCUAUUUUUUCAGGGACGUUCCUGAUUUGGAGAAGCCGUCCUGGUUUCUGAUUCGAUCCCGGAAUGUCCCACUUUUCCUUAGGACGUCCCUAUUUUCAUCGGUGAAAUGUUGGCGGGUAUGGAGUUAUCUAACCCUCCAAGCCAGGGGUCAGCAAACCUUUUCAGCAGGGGGCUGGUCCACUGUCCCUCAGACAUUGUGUGGGCCCAGACUAUAUUCUGAAGAAAAAAUGAACAAAGUCCUAUGCCCCACAAAUAUCCCAGAGAUGCAUUUUAAAUAAAUGCACACAUUCUACUCAUGUAAAAACACCAGGCAGGCCCCACAAAUAACCCAGAGAUGCAUUUUAAAUAAAAGGUCACAUUCUACUCUUGUGAAAACAUGCUGAUUCCUGGACCAUCCAUGGGCCAGACUUAGAAGGCAAUUGGGCCGGAUCUGGCCCCCGGGCCUUAGGUUGCCUACCCAUGCUCCAAGCUGUCUGAAGGUAAUCCUGUAAAGGGAAGUUUUUUAAAAAAAUGUUUAAUGUUGUGUUAUGUUUUUAUAUAUGUUGGGAAGCUGGCCAGAGUGGCUGGGGCAACCCAGUCAGGUGGGCAGGAUAUAAAUAGUAAAAUUAUAUCAUUAUGGAAUGGGACGUCCCUAUUUUCAUUGGAGAAAUGUUGGAGGGUAUGUACUCGUAAUAAUGAGAUUCCAGGAGAAUUUGGAAGGGUGCUGCUUUGACAAAGUGGUACAAUAAAGUCUGGCAAAUAAGCACUUGGGGGGUUUUUUUGGGCGGGGGGUGGAAUUGACUAACUAAACUUGGCCCAAGGUUUGAAGCACAAAGACCUUUUUGCCACGAAUCGAUACACCUCCUUUCUAUGCACAUGGCUAAAAAUGAAUAGAGGGCUCCCCUAACAAUAUAAAACCUUGUGGUUAACGCAAACUGCAUAUCGCCUUCCAUACUAAGGGUAGUAACCAUAUGUUCUUUGGUUGUUAUUUUGGAUGUAAGGCCUAAACUUUCAUCUUCAGGGCUAGGGUGGGAUAUUUAAUUUAUUUGUUGCAUUUAUACCUCCACCUUUUUCUUCACGGAGCCCAGGGUGUGGAGUACAUGAUUCUCACCCUUCAUCAUUUAAUCCCCACCAUAACCCUGUGAGGUAGGCUAGGCUGAGAGGCAGUGGCUGGCCCAGGGUCACCCAGUGAGCUUCAUGGCUGAGUGGGGAUUUGAACUCGGGUCCUAGUCCAACACACAGCUUACAACCACCACACCAUGCAGGCUCUCGGCUACGUGUGUAUGAUGUAGUUAUAUGAUAAUUGCAUUUUUGUUGGAUGAGAGGAAGCUGUUUUAGUGCUGCAAAAGGAAAGAAUAGGGUAAAUUUUAGUGUGUGUUUUAGCAACAAUUCCCUCCCCCCCAAAAAAAAUAUAUAUACAGGAGGUAGGUUUUCAAAUUACUGAACUGAAGCACUCUCUCCCUUCCUCCCCAAUAGCAACAAUUUUAUUUUAUUUUAGCAUUAACAAAAAUUACCUCUCCCAGUUCUUCUUUAUUAUAUUUAUUACAUUUUGUUUCUUUAAAAAUUAACUUAUUAAAUACGAUGGAUCCAAACUGGGGAGUGGGUAGUUGUGCAGAGUCUGAAGAAAACUAGAAUCUCAUGAACUUCUUUUACGCACCAUCUCCACACACCCAGCUGUCAAAUUUUGUUUCCUGGUGAUAACUUGUUAAGUUGUACUUUUCAGCCUUACGGACAUUGCAAACUUUAAUUCCAAGGUUGCAGAUAAAACGUUUAGUAAAUUUGUGUACCAUGUGUGUGCAUGUUUACAUCUGUACAGAUAGAUAUCUAUAUCUGUCUAGAUCAGUUACAGGUUGCUCUGAAGUUUUCACUGAUUAUAAUCGGUCCGUUUGUGUGUUGGUUGCCAUGGUAACUAUAGGCUUGGGGCCUGUCUCCUAGGCUGCUGCUAUUGGUCAUUGAUGGUGGUGGGCUGUUGGGCUGUUGCCACGGGUGAUUGGCUGAAUUGUUGCUGACAGGUGGCGGGGCUUAGAAACUGUUGCUAUGGCUGGCUGUGGGAGUGGUCAGUUACUCUUGGGAGGCGGGGCUUACAGGUCCUUCAAUCCUGUUACAUCCUAAGAGUGUUACCUUGGUUUUUUGUUGGUUUGGGUGUGUUUUUUUGGGGGGGGGGAUUAGUGGGAAAAGAGAAGCAAUUACCCUUUGCACCAAAAGAGAUAAGUUCCCUUCCACCCCGCUGGCCCGGAAGCAUUUGAUGCUAAAUGUAAUAUUUUAAUAUAAACUCAGCUGCAUACACUGCAGACUAAUUUUAAUCAUGAAGUGCCGUCUCAGUUUGAAGGGCUUAAUUUUCCAGGCCUACCCUCCAAAUGCUGAGUAGAGUUAAAAAACGAGAGAAAAAAGUUGGGUGGGGGGGCUUUGCAAUGGAGUAUGCUGGUAGAGGGCGUGGAAUGGAGUGUCCCAGAAGCAGAGGUGUGGCUGGCUGGCUGGGAGCCUGAACAGGAGCACUCUUUCUUAGGAGCUGGGGAUGCGCUGCAACAUUUUUGUUGCUGCGCAACCCCUUUGUUUAAUUUUUAAGUCGGAAGAGGGGGCCCGGCGCGUCCAUAAGGGAGCUGAAUCUCCCACAGGCCCCACUCUCCCUGUAAACACAGCCCUGAAUAAAAGGCAAACCUUCAGAAUGGAACAAUUUCCCCAGAAAAAGGGGGAGGUGUUGCCCUGUGAGACUAUAUGGUAUUGUGAAAGAGCAGGUAGAAGUGUACAUAGGACUGGCUAAGGAGAAAGUCCCACAGCACCCUCAAGUGGCUGGAGGGUGUUAUGACAGCUUGUGCUGCCUCCUUAGGCUUACUGCAAAGGUGGGACUCUGACUCCCAUCAGCGCCGGCAUCCAGUGAUGAUGGGAGUUGUAGUCCAUCCACAUCUGGAGGGCCGCAGCUUCCCCAGCCCUGCUGUUACUAGGCUUAAAUGCUCUAUAAUUCACCAAAACCCUGUGCCAUAUUUGUAGAAACCUGGUUCUAAGCCAGAAUAGAUGUGACUUAACUAGGUUAAUUAAUUUGAGUGGGUUUGUUCUGAGUAGAGCAUGGCUGGAUAUGACCUCUAAAUGCUUAUUUUUUUAAUUCCUGAGGCUCAGUGGGAUUCUUUAAAAUGCGACUAGGAGAAGACCCCCUUCCUUAAUUUUGGAACGCCCUUUAGUUUCUCCUUCCUAAGCCUCCCACACCAGGCUCAGGCUGGCUGGUGGCAGUUUAACCCAGUGGAGCUCAAGGCACUCUGUACGUGCUCUGGGACACCCCUUUCUUCUUACUCGCACGAGGUGUUAGCGGCAGAGCCUCUGCAACAUGUUCUGGGACCGAUCUAAGACUCAGAAUUAAAUUCCUAAAUGGACGAGAAAUUUUGGAGUGCCUGUUUCUCUCUCUGUCUGUCUCUCUCUUCUCCUUGCAUGGUUGCAUUUGCAUGAAUGUGUGUGCCUCUCAUGUACCCCUAGCCAUGCAUGCCACAGGCCGGAAAGAUAACACCCUCUCUCUCUUCUCUCUCUCUCUCUCUCUCUCUCUCUCUCUCUCUCUCUCUCUUUCUCUCUAUCUCUAUCUCUUCCAAUCUGCUCUCUGGUUUCCUUGUGGCGCUGCCUUCCGUCUCUCUGCAGCCUGCUGCCCCCGAUGCUUCUCGACCUGACCCACCAUCCAAGCCUCUUCCGCCUGACCCGAUCCCAAAGGGUCAACAGGUAACGGAGCGGGAGGAAGGAGGGGGCAGGGGCAGCUUGUCCCUUGACCCCAUUGCAUGGUCUUCUGCGACGGGAGGAAAAGCCGUCGGUCAAUGGCAGGGCCUCGGUGUUUUGUGCAGGUGUCCCAGAUUCCAUCCCUGAUGGCAUUUCCAGCUAAGUGUUGCCUGAAACCCAGGAGAGAGGCUGCCAGUCCGUGCGGACAGUGCUGAGCUAGAUAGACACAAUGGACUAACUUUGGUAUUUAAAAAAACAACCGUUUCCUGGCUUCCUCUUUAAAUCAGAGCUUUAUGCAGAACCAUGAGGACUAACCACCCUACUAAAAAAGUUAGUCAAUAAACUUAACCUAGCAUGGGGAGGACAAGCAAAGGAGGAUGCCUCCCCCCUCCCCAGUGUGACUCCCCUUUAUUACAUGCACAGCACAAGACAGUGACCUAACCCAAGCAUACGAAUCAAUAUGACUAAUUUGACCCAUCAACGCAGCUCCCUUCACCAACAAACGACACUGCAACCAAGCUCUGGGCCCUCCAAUCUCUCGCAGUGCCAAUGAAAACAAAUAGAUAGAUAGACCUACCCGUGUGACACUGGCACAAAAUCCCUGCCCAAACACUGCAAUAGAACGAAAGGUCAUUAUUCUCCCUAUUUCUCUCUCUCCCCCCUCUCUUUUCCCCCAUCUGCGCAAUGUCCGACAACAGUGUCUCAUACUGAAUGUCAACAAACCGUGAAAAGGUCCCUAUGAAUUCUGUGAACCACCCUAAGACCUUUGGGUAUAGGGCGGUAUAUAAAUUCUAACAAUAAUAAUAAUUAGAAAGUGGAGGUACUAUAUGUACUUUUCCAUGUUCGUUUGUUUUGUAGCACAAGAAAAUCUGUAAUAAAAAGAAUAAUUUAAACUAGAAAAGUACCAUGAGGACUAGAAUCCAGCAAAAUUCAACCACAGGUUCCCUCAUCCUUGGUCUAAGCUGACUGGUGGGGCCCCUCCAGGUUUUCAGACAAGAGAGCCUUUUCCAGUCCUACCUUGAGAGAUGCCGGAGGCUGAAACGGAGUCCUUCUGCAUGCUCUGUUUCUGAGUCGCGGCCAAACCUUAAAAACAUGUAAGGUUCCGGUCCUCAUGGUUCUGAGCAAAUACAAACAUAGGAAGCUGCCUGCUGCUGAGUAAGGCCAUCGUUUCCACCCAGCGGUGGCUCCUGAGGGUCUUUAUCCAGCCCUGCUUGAGGAUUCUGGGGAUUGGACCUGGGACCCCCUUAAUCCAGAUCUGCCUUCCCUUAGUAAACAGCAAGGCCCUCCCAUGCUUCUUCCAGAGCUGCUCCCCCAACAUACAACACCCCCCAAUCUUUUUCUUCUUCUUCUUCUUCACCCGAGCAUGUCUUGUCUGUUGCUGUACCUCCUCUUUCUGCCCAGGCCUCGGUCCAGGACAGGCCAGCGCCCCCAACGCGCCCAUUGCCUGCUGACCCCAUUCCUAAAGAUGCUCAGGUAACUGGCAGCAUGGUGCCAUUCCUGGUGGUGGUGUGUGUGUUUUUGGAAAGGGAGGAGGGUGGUCUGUUUGGGCAGGGUGGAAGGUGGAUGGGAACAGCUGUGGGUGUUAAUGGGAAGGUCCCUCCCCCAGUUCCCCUCCAAAAACAGGGAGCGAUCCCUCUUCUCCAUACUCCUGGGUUUCCCCGGACAUUUUAUCCGAAUAUCGAUAAAUUCCACCCAAAAUCCAUUUCCAAGGACGAAUCCCAGUUGUCCAGGAAAUUCCAGGCGUAUGCCAGCCCUAUUCCUCCCCGUCCGAUGGGGAAGAAUUUUUAUCCCAUAAUUUUCACCUUACCUGGCUCUCGUCCUGGAGAGGGUCCUGGUGCUUUUUUGUGCUGCUUGCGCUUCUUGGAGCAGAGCAGUGUGAUGUCAUAACCAAGGCAUUCUGGGAAGUGCCAAGAAAAAAACACACCAAGAACUCAGGCCAAUGUAAGUUUCAAUAGUGGGAGUGUCCCUACUCACAAAUCAAUAGUCAAUAGUAACAAAAACUAAUCCAUUCAAAAGUAUGUAUUCCGACGAGGGUUACAAACUCAAAUAGAGAUUACAAACUCUAACAGAGAUUACAAACUCAAACUCAUAAAAAUAUGUACAACACAAUAAUUCAUUACACAAUUAGAGAUAAGAGUUUAUGAGUAGAGAUAAGUUCAUGUUAGUCCAGAUUCAUCGUGGAGGUCUUAGUUUCAAUCCUUGAGCAGAAGUCAGAAGUCAGUUAUGGAUUAGAAUCCAGGACAGUAAUAAUAUAAUAAUAAUAAUAAUAAUAAUAAUAAUAAUAAUAAUAAUAAUUUAUUAUUUGUACCCCGCCCAUCUGGCUGGGUUUCCCCAGCCACUCUGGGCGGCUUCCAUAGAAACAAAAAAUACAGUAAAAUAUCACAGAUUAAAAGCUUCCCUGAACAGGGCUGCCUUAAGAUGUCUUCUAUUUCGAUGUACUCACCUUCAUCAGCUGGAAGUAUCAAAUAUUACAUGAAAGUACGUUUAAAUUCUCAAUUAUCAUAAAUUAUAAUUUAUAAAACAGUAUUAUAUUAUUAAAACAAUUCCUUACCUAAAUUUUAAAGGGUCAUGUAAGUUUGAAGACUUUUGGAUAAAUAUGUCCUGUUAUGUUCUACGUUUCUCAAGGAUAACAGCUGAAAAUAAUCAAUAUUAAUAAUAGUUACAUGUGUUGAAUCAAAUUAAAAACUCUAAGGUUACAAUUGACUAUUGAUUUGCGAAUAGGGACCACUCCCACUAUUGAAACUUAUAUUGGCCUGAGUUCGUGGUGUGCCUUUUUCUUGGUAUAUUUAAUAACAAGAACUCCAACUUAUUCUGGGAAGUGCGGCCGAUGGGAAGCUCCCAAGAGAGCCUAGCGUUGCUGUAAGUGGGAUGCAGCCUUCUUUAGCAUCUCAUGCGAUACUGGAACCUUGCGGCCAUCCAGGGACGCCGAAUGUCGAGAGGUUUGGAGCAGACAAAAGGAAAGACUGUGGAACUCACUCCCACAGGAGGCAGAGAGGGCCACCGACAUGGGUGGCUUUGAAAGAGGAUUAGACAGGUGGAUGGAGAGGAAAGCUGUUCCGCUCACAGAGCUACAAUUCCCAGAGUAUCCCCAGGAAGAGGGAUUAAUUGUUAAACCACCCGCAGAAUUGUAUAGCUCUGUGAGCAAAUGGGGAGGUCACUUAACCGCUCUCAGCACCCAUAACAAACUACAGCUCCCAGAAUUCUUUGAGAGAAGCCAUGGCUGUUUAAUGGGCUAUCCCCGUGCUUUAAAUGUAUGGUGCAUAUUAAAGAUAUGUAACCACUUGAAAGAAACAAUUAGGCCUAGGAUUAAAAUGGAAUUAAAUUUAUAAAUAAGAAAAUGUACGAUAAGGAAAGCUAUGUAAUAUGAUUAGGACUGUGAUAUGGUUUUUUGAAACUCUGAUAUUGGAAACUGCUACAUAUAAUUACUAAGAAAUUCGGAUGGAAGAGAUUCAAGGAAGUCAAAUACUAUGUUUAUGAAGAUGGAUGGUACUUAAUUUUAAUUAAUUAAGUGGUAAUAUGUUGUAUGUAUCUUUUUUCUCUUUUUCUCCUAUUUUUUGUUUGUUUUUAUUAUUGUUAAUCUUUUUUUUUUUUUACUAUGUUUAUCUACUGAAAAUAAUUAAUAUUAUUUGGGGGGGGGAAUGUAUGGUGCCAAUGUGGCCUGAGGCAAAUUUUAGGCACGGGACACAACAACCAGUCGGUGGUGUUUAAAACCCAGUGUACCACUUUGAACAGCCACGGCUGUCAUUGUCAUUCUGUCAUGACAGAAAGACCAAGAGAAAAACGACAGAAAGACUAAGAGAAAAAGACAACAGAGACUUUGAAAAAGAUCAUAUUAUAUUUGCAGAAACAAAGAAAGGCAAUAGACUUGAUGGCAGGAUUUAAAUAAACAUUCACUUUAUUAGUACCAGAAAAUGUUUAGAAGACAGUGAAAUAAGAUGAUGUCGUUAAUUUUAUUUUUACAGGUUUGAUGUUAUGUUAUUAAUAACCUUUUCUGUUGAGAGAUAGCAAAGUGGAUAAAAAUAGAAACAAACCAGGAACGCAAGUUGGGGAGCAAGUCUUGGAGGGGAGGGAGGGAGGAAUAUAUAGUAAACGUUAAGAAUUUGAGAUGUAUGUAAUGAAUGAAAAAGAAAAAUGAAUAAAACUUUUUUUGAAGAAAGGACAGCCAUGGCUUUUCCCAAAGAAUUCUGGGAGCUGUUUUCUUGUCAAGGGUGCUGAGAGUUGCUAGCAGGCCCUUUUAUUCCCCUUUUCCCAGGGGAAAGAAGUGAAACUUGUAACUCAUUUACGUGGUUCCACUCUCUGAGCAUAAUUUAGCUUGACACCAGCCAUGGAAAUAUAGAUAAUAUUCGUUUAAGGGGCAUCUGGUUGGCUACUGUGGGGAGAGGAUGCUGGGCUGGAUUGGCCGUGGGCCGGAUCCAGUCUUCUUACAUACUUAAGUUGACAUCAAAGCAAGCAGAAAAAUGAGAGAACCCCUGGCCAUUUUGUAAGGUUAAUUGAAUUGAGUGGCAGCCCCCUCACAAAGAUGUCAGGAAAAAUUGCUUAUACACACGUGUUAUUUUUGCAUUGUGUGUGUGUGUGGUGUCGCACCCACACACUUAAUGAAGAGUCUAAAAAUAAAUGUUCUGCACCUCUCUGGCUUCCCCUCCCUUGCUUGCGUGAGGCGGUGCGCAAGCGUUUCAGCACGCAUCGCAACCCGCCUCCCCUAAUUCAGGCUCCCUCUGUUUUCCUCUCAGCCCCCUGCCAAGCCUCCACCACCCCAGAAACCGCUCCCUUCGGAUCCCCCCCGGGCCGAACUCUGCGCUGUUCCCAACUAUGACCCUCGGGUCCAGAUGCUGCCAUCGAGGUGAGUGGAAGAACGGGAGGCGGCUGGGGUGGGAGAGGCCGAGAGGGAGGUGGCUGCUUCUUUUCCAGCUGCGGGGAAUUGGAGGAGAGGGGUGGUGGGCAAGACAAGCUGCUUAAACCAGGGCUUCCCAAACUUGGGUCUCCAGCUGGUUUUGGACUACAGUUCCCAUCAUCCCUGACCACCAGUCCUGCUAGCUAGGGGUGAUGGGGGUUGUAGUCCAACAACAGCUGGAGAUCCACGUUUGGCGAAGCCCUGCCUUUCAACGGUGCUGCAGGUGGUUUUAGAUGUUCUCAAUGCCAUAUUUACUUGAAUGUAAUGUGCACUUUUUUGGCCAAAUUACGUUGUGAAAAUUGGGGUGAGCAUUAGAUUUGAUGGCGCAUUAAAGGUAAAGGUAAAGGGACCCCUGACCAUUAGGUCCAGUCGUGACCGACUCUGGGGUUGCGGCGCUCAUCUCGCUUUAUUGGCCGAGAGAGCCGGCGUUUGUCCUCAGACAGCUUCCGGGUCAUGUGGCCAGCAUGACUAAGCCGCUUCUGGCGAACCAGAGCAGCGCACGGAGACGCCAUUUACUUUCCCACUGGAGUGGUACCUAUUUAUCUACUUGCACUUUGUGCUUUCGAACUGCUAGGUUGGCAGGAGCUGGGUCCAAACAACGGGAGCUCACCCCAUCGCGGGAAUUCAUCCUAGGCUCUGUGGUUUAACCCACAGCGCCACCCGCAUCCCUGAUGGCGCAUUAGAUUUGCGUAAAUGCGGCAAUAAUGGUUCAUUUCAUAGUCGCCUCGUACCCAAUGUUGCUUGGGAAUUCUAUUAUUAUUAUUAUUAUUAUUUAUUAGGAUUCAUAUACCACCCUUCAAUGAAAGAUCUCAGGACAGUUCACAAAAUAAAAAUACAAGAUAAAAGCACAAAUAAAUAGUUAGAAACACACACAAAAAUAACCCCCCCACCCCAAUGGAGUGCAAUUUUGAAUGGUGCAACGAUUCAAAAUGGCGUCCAAUUGUAUGUGCUGGCCAGUGGUCAGGGAUGUUGUAACUUAACGUUAUUGGAUUCCGGCUCCCAUCAGCCCCCAGUCAUCAUGGGCAAUGGUCAGGGAUGAUGGGAGUUGUAGUCCGGCGACAUCUGGAAGGCUCCUUAGCCCUGCUCUAGUGAAGUUAAUUAAAAAAGAACUUGUUCCGACAUGUACACCUCAGCGCAAACCUUUCCUUCAUUUUCUGCUUCCCACGCAGGCCAGCUCCUCCUCCUCCUCCCAUGGUGUCCGGCCCGUCAUUACACAUCCACAACAUCUAA